Dipodomys ordii (Ord's kangaroo rat) is the source of this 12661-nucleotide messenger RNA. RefSeq names its product lysine (K)-specific methyltransferase 2A (gene Kmt2a). Bases 351 to 11447 code for a protein of 3698 amino acids. The transcript is spliced from 35 exons. Gene Ontology annotation, molecular function: histone H3K4 methyltransferase activity; protein binding; DNA binding. The record is from RefSeq and is a predicted model, not a curated record. Gene Ontology annotation, cellular component: nucleus; histone methyltransferase complex. Gene Ontology annotation, biological process: positive regulation of DNA-templated transcription. Lineage: Eukaryota; Metazoa; Chordata; Mammalia; Rodentia; Heteromyidae.
AGCAGUUCUUAGGUUUUGGCUCAGAUGAAGAAGUCAGAGUGCGAAGUCCCACAAGGUCUCCUUCAGUUAAAACUAGUCCUCGAAAACCUCGUGGGAGACCUAGAAGUGGCUCUGACCGAAAUUCAGCUAUCCUCCCAGACCCAUCUGUGUUUUCCCCUCUAAGUAAAUCAGAGACCAAAUAUGGAGAUAAGAUCAAGAAGAAAGAUUCUAAAAGUAUAGAGAAGAAGAGAGGAAGACCACCCACCUUCCCUGGAGUAAAAAUCAAAAUAACACACGGAAAAGACAUUUCAGAGCUGCCAAAGGGAAACAGAGAAGAUAGCCUAAAGAAAAUUAAACGGACACCUUCUGCAAUGUUUCAGCAAGCCACAAAGAUUAAAAAACUAAGAGCAGGUAAACUCUCUCCUCUCAAGUCUAAGUUUAAGACGGGGAAGCUUCAAAUAGGAAGGAAAGGGGUACAGAUCGUUCGACGGCGAGGACGGCCUCCAUCCACAGAGCGGAUAAAGACCCCUUCAGGUCUCCUCCUCAGCUCCGAGCUGGAAAAGCCCCAGAAGGUCCGCAAGGACAAGGAAGGCACCCCUCCUCUCCCGAAAGAAGACAAGACAGUUGUCAGGCAAAGCCCCCGAAGGAUUAAGCCAGUCAGGAUUAUUCCUUCUUCUAAAAGGACCGAUGCGACAAUCGCUAAGCAGCUCUUGCAGAGGGCCAAGAAGGGGGCUCAAAAGAAAAUCGAAAAAGAAGCGGCUCAGUUGCAAGGCAGAAAGGUGAAGACGCAGGUGAAAAACAUCCGCCAGUUCAUCAUGCCCGUGGUCAGCGCCAUCUCCUCGAGGAUCAUCAAGACGCCCCGGCGCUUCAUCGAGGACGAGGAUUAUGACCCGCCCAUCAAAAUUGCCCGGCUCGAGUCCACCCCAAAUAGUAGAUUCAGUGCCACUUCCUGCGGCUCUUCUGAAAAGUCCAGUGCAGCUUCCCAGCACUCCUCCCAACUGUCUUCAGACUCCUCCCGCUCCAGUAGUCCUAGCAUCGACACCACCACAGACUCGCAGGCCUCCGAGGAGGCCCAGGCGCUCCCUGAAGAGCGCAGUGACACCCCUGAAGUUCACACCCCACUGCCUGUUUCCCAGUCCCCCGAGAACGAGAGCAGUGAGAGGAGAAGCAGAAGGUAUUCCGUGUCAGAGAGGAGUUUUGGAUCUAGAACCACUAAGAAAUUGUCAGCUCUGCAGAGUGCUCCCCAGCAGCAGCCCUCCUCCUCCCCCCCUCCCCCUCUGCUCACUCCCCCCCCUCCCCUGCAGCCAGCCUCCGGCAUCUCUGACCACACCCCUUGGCUCAUGCCCCCCACCAUCCCCUUAGCGUCACCAUUUUUGCCUGCUUCUGCGGCUUCCCUGCAAGGGAAGCGCAAGUCCAUUUUGCGAGAGCCUACGUUCAGGUGGACUUCGUUAAAGCAUUCUAGGUCAGAGCCACAAUACUUUUCCUCAGCAAAGUAUGCCAAAGAAGGUCUGAUCCGCAAACCAAUAUUUGAUAAUUUCCGCCCCCCUCCACUAACUCCUGAGGACGUUGGCUUUGCGUCUGGUUUCUCUGCAUCUGGCACUGCUGCUUCGGCCCGGUUGUUCUCCCCACUCCAUUCUGGAACAAGGUUUGAUAUGCACAAAAGGAGCCCUCUUCUCAGAGCUCCGAGAUUCACUCCAAGUGAGGCACACUCUAGAAUAUUCGAGUCUGUGACCUUGCCUAGUAAUCGGACUUCUGCUGGGACGUCCUCUUCCGGAGUCUCUAAUAGGAAAAGAAAAAGGAAAGUGUUUAGUCCUAUUCGAUCUGAGCCAAGAUCUCCUUCUCACUCCAUGAGGACAAGGAGCGGAAGGCUUAGCACUUCUGAGCUGUCACCUCUCACUCCCCCGUCUUCUGUCUCUUCUUCGUUGAGCAUUUCUGUUAGUCCUCUUGCCACUAGUGCCUUAAACCCAACUUUUACUUUUCCUUCUCAUUCCCUGACUCAGUCUGGGGAAUCUACAGAGAAAAGCCAGAGAGCAAGGAAGCAGACUAGCGCUCCGUCAUCAGAGCCGUUUUCAUCAAGUAGUCCCACUCCUCUCUUCCCUUGGUUCACCCCAGGCUCUCAGACUGAGAGGGGGAGAAAUAAAGACAAGGCCCCCGAGGAGCUGUCCAAAGACCGAGAUGCUGACAAGAGCGUGGAGAAGGACAAGAGUAGAGAGAGAGACCGGGAGAGAGAGAAGGAGAAUAAGCGGGAGUCCAGGAAAGAGAAAAGGAAAAAGGGAUCAGAAAUUCAGAGUAGUUCGGCUUUGUAUCCUAUGGGUCGGGUUUCCAAAGAGAAGGUUGUUGGUGAAGAUGGUGCCACUUCAUCUUCUGCCAAAAAGGCCACAGGGCGGAAGAAGUCUUCAUCACUUGAUUCUGGGACUGAUCUUGCUUCUGUGACUCUUGGGGAUACAACAGCUGUCAAAACCAAAAUACUUAUAAAGAAAGGGAGAGGAAAUCUGGAAAAAAACAACUUGGACCUCGGCCCAACUGCCCCGUCCCUGGAGAAGGAGAAAGCCCUCUGCCUUUCCACUCCUUCAUCUAGCACUGUUAAACAUUCCACUUCCUCCAUAGGCUCCAUGUUGGCUCAGGCAGACAAGCUUCCAAUGACUGACAAGAGGGUUGCCAGCCUCCUAAAAAAGGCCAAAGCCCAGCUCUGCAAGAUCGAGAAGAGUAAGAGUCUUAAACAGACCGACCAGCCCAAAGCACAGGGUCAAGAAAGUGAUUCAUCAGAGACCUCGGUGCGAGGACCCCGGAUUAAACAUGUCUGCAGAAGAGCUGCUGUUGCCCUUGGCCGAAAACGAGCUGUGUUUCCUGAUGACAUGCCCACCUUGAGUGCCUUACCGUGGGAAGAACGAGAAAAAAUUUUGUCUUCCAUGGGGAAUGAUGACAAGUCAUCAAUUGCUGGCUCUGAAGAUGCUGAACCUCUUGCUCCACCCAUCAAACCAAUUAAGCCUGUCACCAGAAACAAGGCACCUCAGGAACCUCCAGUGAAGAAAGGACGGCGGUCAAGGCGCUGUGGGCAGUGUCCUGGCUGCCAGGUGCCUGAGGACUGUGGUGUUUGCACUAAUUGCUUAGACAAGCCCAAGUUUGGUGGCCGCAACAUAAAGAAGCAGUGCUGCAAGAUGAGAAAAUGCCAGAAUCUCCAGUGGAUGCCCUCCAAGGCCUACCUUCAGAAGCAAGCUAAAGCUGUGAAAAAGAAAGAGAAAAAGUCUAAGACCAGCGAAAAGAAGGAGAGCAAGGAAAGCACUGUUGUGAAGAACUUGGUGGACUCGAGUCAGAAACCUGCUCCAGCAGCACGCGAGGAUCCGGCCCCGAAGAAGAGCAACAGUGAGCCUCCUGCCCGGAAGCCCGCGGAAGAAAAGAGUGAAGAAGGUCACGCCCCCACCCCGGCACCCGAACCCAAGCAGGCCACCACCCCAGCUUCCAGGAAGUCCAGCAAACAACUCUCCCAGCCGGCGCCAGCCGCCCCCCCUCAGCCACCCACCACGGGACCCGCGAGAAAAGAGGCUCCUAAGACCACGCCAAGUGAACCCAAGAAAAAGCAGCCGCCACCACCGGAAUCAGGUCCAGAGCAGAGCAAGCAGAAAAAAGUGGCUCCCCGCCCAAGUAUCCCUGUAAAACAAAAACCCAAAGAAAAGGAAAAACCACCUCCAGUUAAUAAGCAGGAGAGUGCAGGCACUUUGAACAUCCUCAGCGCCCUCUCCAAUGGCAAUAGUUCUAAGCAGAAAGUCCCAGCAGAUGGAGUCCACAGGAUCAGAGUGGACUUUAAGGAGGAUUGUGAAGCAGAAAACGUGUGGGAGAUGGGAGGCUUAGGAAUCUUGACCUCUGUUCCUAUAACACCUAGAGUCGUUUGCUUUCUCUGCGCCAGUAGUGGGCACGUAGAGUUUGUGUACUGCCAAGUGUGUUGUGAACCCUUCCACAAGUUUUGUUUAGAGGAAAACGAGCGCCCUCUGGAGGACCAGCUGGAAAACUGGUGUUGUCGUCGCUGCAAGUUCUGCCAUGUGUGUGGCAGGCAGCAUCAGGCUACGAAGCUGCUGGAAUGUAAUAAGUGCCGAAACAGCUACCACCCUGAGUGCCUGGGACCAAACUACCCCACCAAACCCACGAAGAAAAAGAAAGUUUGGAUCUGUACGAAGUGUGUUCGCUGCAAGAGCUGCGGCUCUACAACUCCAGGCAAAGGAUGGGAUGCACAGUGGUCCCACGACUUCUCACUGUGCCAUGACUGUGCCAAACUCUUCGCUAAAGGAAACUUCUGCCCUCUGUGUGACAAGUGCUAUGACGACGACGACUACGAGAGUAAGAUGAUGCAGUGCGGGCGCUGCGACCGCUGGGUCCACUCCAAGUGCGAGAGCCUUUCAGAUGAGAUGUAUGAGAUUCUAUCCAAUCUGCCAGAAAGUGUGGCCUACACUUGUGUCAACUGUACUGAGCGGCACCCUGCAGAGUGGCGGCUGGCCCUAGAAAAAGAGCUUCAGCUUUCUCUAAAGCAAGUUUUGACCGCCUUGUUGAAUUCCCGGACUACCAGUCACUUGCUACGCUACCGGCAGGCUGCCAAGCCUCCAGACUUAAACCCUGAGACGGAGGAGAGCAUACCUUCCCGCAGCUCCCCGGAGGGCCCGGAUCCUCCCGUGCUCACUGAGGUCAGCAAGCAGGAUGAGCAGCAGCCUUUAGACCUGGAAGGAGUCAAGAGGAAAAUGGACCAGGGCAACUACACAUCUGUGUUGGAGUUCAGUGAUGAUAUUGUAAAGAUCAUUCAAGCAGCCAUUAAUUCCGAUGGGGGGCAGCCAGAGAUUAAAAAAGCCAACAGCAUGGUCAAGUCCUUCUUUAUCCGGCAAAUGGAAAGAGUUUUUCCAUGGUUUAGUGUCAAAAAGUCCAGGUUUUGGGAGCCAAAUAAAGUAUCAAGCAACAGUGGGAUGCUACCAAACGCAGUGCUUCCACCUUCACUUGACCAUAAUUAUGCUCAGUGGCAGGAGCGAGAGGAGAACAGCCACACCGAACAGCCUCCUCUCAUGAAGAAAAUCAUCCCCGCUCCCAAACCCAAGGGCCCUGGAGAACCAGACUCGCCUACGCCUCUGCAUCCUCCCACACCGCCGAUUUUGAGUACUGAUCGGACUCGAGAAGACAGCCCAGAGCUGAACCCGCCCCCAGGCAUAGAAGAUAACAGACAGUGUGCAUUGUGUUUGAUGUAUGGUGAUGACAGUGCAAAUGAUGCUGGUCGUUUGCUGUACAUUGGCCAGAAUGAGUGGACACAUGUGAAUUGUGCUCUGUGGUCAGCAGAAGUAUUUGAAGAUGAUGAUGGGUCACUAAAGAAUGUGCACAUGGCGGUGGUCAGGGGCAAGCAGCUGAGAUGCGAAUUCUGCCAAAAGCCAGGAGCCACUGUGGGUUGCUGUCUGACCUCCUGCACAAGCAACUACCAUUUCAUGUGUUCCCGAGCCAAGAACUGUGUCUUUCUGGAUGAUAAAAAGGUGUACUGCCAGCGACACCGGGAUUUGAUCAAAGGCGAGGUGGUUCCUGAGAAUGGAUUCGAAGUGUUUAGAAGAGUUUUUGUGGAUUUUGAAGGGAUCAGCUUGAGAAGGAAGUUCCUCAAUGGCUUAGAACCAGAAAAUAUACACAUGAUGAUUGGCUCAAUGACAAUCGACUGCUUGGGAAUUUUGAAUGAUCUCUCUGACUGUGAAGAUAAACUCUUUCCUAUUGGAUAUCAGUGUUCCCGGGUGUACUGGAGCACCACCGAUGCCCGAAAACGUUGUGUGUAUACAUGCAAGAUAGUGGAGUGCCGGCCUCCGGUUGUAGAGCCAGACAUCAAUAGCACUGUGCAGCACGAUGCAAACAGGACCAUUGCCCACAGUCCGUCGUCGCUCACUGAAAUUUCCUCUAAAGACAGUCAAAAUACAGCUGCAAUUCUCAGUCCUCCAUCACCAGAGCGACCUCCGCAUGUGCAAACCUCUAGUUCCUGCUAUUACCAUGUCAUCUCCAAGGUUCCUAGGAUUCGAACACCCAGCUACUCUCCUACACAGAGAUCCCCUGGCUGUCGGCCAUUGCCUUCUGCAGGAAGUCCUACCCCAACCACCCAUGAGAUCGUCACGGUGGGCGACCCUCUCCUCUCCUCCGGCCUGCGAAGCAUUGGCUCGAGGCGCCACAGUACUUCCUCCCUGUCGCCUCUCCGGUCAAAGCUCCGGAUAGUCUCUCCCAUGAGAACUGGAAACACUUACUCCAGGAAUAGUGUCUCCUCCGUCUCCGCCAGUGGGAGCGCUCCAGACGCUGAGGCGAGUGCCAAAGUGGAUCACGGCUUAGGGCCACCGAGUUCAAGCGUGAAUCUGGGGCAUGGCACUCCCACCUCAGGAAGGACCGUGGCCACCGUAGGCACUAAAGCAAGCCACUUGGAUGGAUCGUCAUCUUCAGAAAUGAAGCAUUCCAGUGCUUCAGACUCAGCAUCCAAGAGUUCCUCUUUAAAGGGAGAGAAGACCAAAAUGCUGAGUUCCAAGAGCUCAGAGGGAGCUGCCCAUGUGACUCACGCUGCCAUUCCCAAACUGGCCUCCCAGGCUCAUAACACCACUUCUGGAGAGUUGAGUGUUAGCAAAACUGGCGCUUUCUCUGAGAUGUCUUCAGUGUCAUUUCCUUCCAAAGAGGCCCUUCCGUUCGCACAACUCCAUUUAAGAGGGCAAAGGAAUGAUCGAGACCAACACACAGAGUCUGCCCAACCAGCAAACCUCUCCCCAGAUGAAGAUAUUGAAGUCAAAACUCUGAAGCUUUCUGGAGUAAGCAAUAGGUCGUCCAUUAUCAAUGAACAUGUGGGAUCUAGUUCCAGAGACAGGAGGCAGAAAGGGAAAAAAUCUUCUAAGGAAACUUUCAAAGAAAAGCAUUCCAGUAAAUCUUUUUUGGAACCUGGUCAAGUAACAACUAACGAGGACGGAAACCUAAAGCCAGAGUUUAUUGAUGAGGUUUUGACUCCUGAGUUUAUGGGGCAGCGGCCAUGUAAUAACAUUUCUUCUGAGAAGAUCGGGGAUAAGGGCCUUUCUCUUUCAGGAGUCCCUAAAGCUGUGUCCAUGCAAGUAGAAGAGUCUUGCAAGGAAUCACAAGCACCCCGGAAAUGCACCGUCAAGGUGACACCACUAAAAAUGGAAAGUGAGAGUCAAUCCAAAAACGCCCUGAAAGAAAGCGGUCCUGCCUCCCCUGUGCAAAUGGAGUCCGCAUCACCAACAGACCCCGUUUCAGCCUCCAAAAGUCCAGGGGAUGGUCCAGUGAUCCAACCAAGCCCCAACAAUACCUCCUCCCAGGAGUCUCAGAGGAACAGCUACCAGAACCUUCCAGUGCAGGACAGAAACCUACUGCUGCCAGAUGGCCCCAAACCUCAGGAGGAUGGCUCUUUUAAGAGGAGAUAUCCCCGCCGCAGUGCCCGCGCGCGGUCUAACAUGUUUUUUGGGCUCACCCCACUCUAUGGCGUCAGAUCCUACGGGGAAGAAGACAUUCCAUUCUACAGCAGCUCCCCUGGGAAGAAGCGAGGCAAGAGAUCGGCAGAAGGACAGGUAGACGGGGCUGAUGACCUGAGCACUUCAGAUGAAGACGACUUAUACUAUUACAACUUCACCAGAACAGUCAUUUCUUCAGGUGGGGAGGAGCGGCUCGCGUCCCACAACUUGUUUCGGGAAGAGGAGCAGUGUGACCUCCCCAAAAUUUCACAGUUGGAUGGUGUUGACGACGGGACCGAGAGUGACACGAGCGUCACAGCCACGACGAGGAAAAGCAGCCAGAUCGCAAAGAGAAACGGCAAAGAAAACGGGACGGAAAACUUAAAGAUUGAUCGGCCCGAAGAUGCUGGAGAAAAAGAACAUGUCACUAAGAGUUCUGUGGGCCACAAAAGUGAGCCGAAGAUGGACAACUGCCACUCGGUAAGCAGGCUGAAAACACAGGGGCAGGAUUCCUUAGAAGCUCAGCUUAGCUCAUUGGAGUCGAGCCGCAGAGUCCACGCGAGCACCCCAUCAGACAAAAACCUACUGGACACCUACAACACUGAGCUCCUGAAGUCGGACUCCGACAACAACAACAGUGACGACUGUGGGAACAUCCUGCCUUCAGACAUCAUGGACUUUGUACUGAAGAAUACCCCGUCCAUGCAGGCCUUGGGGGAGAGCCCGGAGUCCUCAUCCUCUGAACUCUUGAAUCUUGGUGAAGGGUUGGGCCUUGACAGCAAUCGUGAGAAAGACAUGGGUCUUUUUGAAGUAUUUUCUCAGCAGCUGCCAACCACAGAACCCGUGGACAGUAGCGUCUCUUCCUCUAUCUCAGCAGAGGAGCAGUUUGAGUUGCCUCUAGAACUGCCAUCUGAUCUGUCCGUCCUGACCACCCGGAGUCCCACAGUCCCUAGCCAGAAUCCCAGUCGACUGGCGGUAAUCUCAGAUUCCGGGGAGAAGCGAGUGGCCAUCACGGAAAAAUCGGUGGCCUCUGCUGACGGUGACCCAGCGCUGCUGAGCCCGGGAGUCGAUCCUGCUCCCGAGGGUCACAUGACUCCUGACCACUUCAUCCAGGGUCACAUGGAUGCCGACCACAUCUCCAGCCCUCCGUGUGGUUCCGUGGAACAAAGUCAUGGCACCAGUCAGGAUUUACCUCGGAACAGUAGCACUCCUGGCCUUCAGGUACCCGUUUCCCCAACUGUGCCCAUCCAGAACCAGAAGUACGUGCCCAAUUCUACUGAUAGCCCCGGCCCUUCUCAGAUUUCUAACGCAGCUGUCCAGACCACUCCACCCCACCUGAAGCCAGCCACCGAGAAACUCAUUGUGGUGAACCAGAACAUGCAGCCGCUUUAUGUUCUCCAAACUCUUCCAAAUGGAGUGACCCAGAAAAUCCAAUUGACCUCUCCUGUUAGUUCUGCCCCCAGUGUGAUGGAGACCAAUUCUUCAGUAUUGGGGCCCAUGGGAAGUGGUCUCACCCUGACCACUGGACUGAACCCCAGCUUGCCGGCUUCUCAGUCCCUGUUCCCUCCUGCUAGCAAAGGACUGCUCUCCAUGCCUCAUCACCAGCACUUGCAUUCCUUCCCCGCCGCUACUCAGAGUAGCUUCCCACCCAACAUCAGCAAUCCGCCUUCAGGCCUACUUAUUGGGGUUCAACCUCCUCCAGAUCCCCAACUUUUGGUUUCAGAAGCCAACCAGAGGACAGACCUCACUACCACAGUAGCCACCCCAUCCUCUGGACUCAAGAAAAGACCCAUCUCUCGUCUACACACACGGAAAAACAAAAAACUCGCGCCCUCUAGUACCCCCUCCACCAUUGCCCCUUCCGACGUGGUUUCCAAUAUGACGUUGAUCAACUUCACACCCUCCCAGCUUUCCAGUCAUCCUAAUCUCUUAGAUUUGGGGUCACUUAAUACUUCCUCUCACCGAACUGUCCCCAACAUCAUAAAAAGAUCUAAAUCUGGUGUGAUGUAUUUUGAACAGGCCCCGCUGUUACCACAGAGUGUGAGCGGAACUCCCGCCCCGGCAACGAUGAGCCAGGACGCCAGCCACCUCGCCACAGGGCCCGUGUCCGGCUUGGCGUCCAGCCCCUCUGUCUUGAAUGUGGUAUCCAUGCAAACGUCCACAACCCCGACGAGUAGUGCGUCAGUUCCGGGACACGUCACCUUAACCAGCCCGAGGUUGCUUGGGUCCUCAGACAUUGGCUCCAUCAGCAAUCUUCUAAUCAAAGCCAGCCAGCAGAGCCUGGGUAUUCAGGAACAGCCUGUGACUUUACCACCAAGCUCGGGAAUGUUCCCGCAACUAGGGACCACACAGACGCCCUCUACAGCGGCAAUGGCUGCAGGCUCAAGCAUCUGUGUGCUCCCUUCUCCACAGACUUCGGCCAUGGCCUCCACGUCUCCUCCUGCAGAGACAGAAGAGCACUAUCAACUGCAGCACGUGAACCAGCUCCUCGCUGGCAAAACUGGGAGCCUCUCUUCCCAGCGGGAUCUGGAUUCUGCCUCUGGGACCCCAGCACCCAACUUCACCCAAACAGCCGAUGUUCCUAACAGCGUGAGGUUGGAGCAGAGCAAGGCCUUGCCCCCAGCUGCGCCGGCCAGCUCGACCUCUCCCGGCGGCUCUCCCUCUUCUGGACAGCAGUCCUCCAGCCCUUCAGUGCCAGCUCCCACCAAAACCAAAGCAAAAGUCAAACGGAUCCAGCUGCCUCUGGACAAAGGGAGUGGCAAGAAGCACAAAGUUUCCCACUCGAGGACCAGUUCCGAAGCACACGUUCCAGACCAAGAAGCCAGCACAACCUCCGGGCCGCCGGUCGCAGGGGCCCUGGGAGCAGAGACAGAGCAGCCGGACGCAGUGAGGAUGGAGCAGCCAGCACAGAAGCCGCUGCAGAAGGAGUGUGGGCAGCCCAGAGGACAAGUGGCUGUUCUUCCAGAGGCUCAGGCAACACCAAAUCCAACAAGCGAGCAAGAAAAUACAGAACCUAAAGCAGUGGAAGAAGAAGAAAGCAGUUUCAGCUCUCCUCUGAUGCUUUGGCUCCAGCAAGAACAGAAGCGGAAGGAAAGCAUUGCUGAGAAAAAGCCCAAGAAAGGACUUGUUUUUGAAAUUUCAAGUGAUGAUGGCUUUCAGAUCUGUGCAGAAAGUAUUGAAGAUGCCUGGAAGUCAUUGACAGAUAAAGUCCAGGAAGCUCGAUCGAAUGCGCGCCUGAAGCAGCUCUCAUUUGCAGGUGUGAACGGCUUGAGGAUGCUGGGGAUUCUCCAUGAUGCAGUUGUGUUCCUGAUUGAGCAGCUGUCUGGUGCCAAGCACUGUCGGAAUUACAAAUUCCGUUUCCACAAACCUGAAGAGGCCAAUGAACCCCCCUUGAACCCCCACGGCUCAGCCAGGGCUGAGGUCCAUCUGAGGAAGUCGGCAUUUGAUAUGUUUAACUUCCUGGCUUCUAAACACCGACAGCCUCCUGAGUACAACCCCAAUGACGAGGAGGAGGAGGAGGUGCAGCUGAAGUCCGCUCGGAGAGCAACUAGCAUGGAUCUGCCGAUGCCCAUGCGUUUCCGGCACUUAAAAAAGACUUCUAAGGAGGCAGUUGGUGUCUACAGGUCUCCCAUCCACGGUCGGGGUCUUUUCUGCAAGAGAAACAUUGAUGCAGGUGAGAUGGUGAUUGAGUAUGCCGGCAACGUCAUCCGUUCCAUCCAGACCGACAAGCGGGAGAAGUAUUAUGACAGCAAGGGCAUCGGCUGCUACAUGUUCCGCAUUGACGACUCGGAAGUAGUGGAUGCCACCAUGCAUGGGAACGCCGCGCGCUUCAUCAAUCACUCGUGUGAGCCCAACUGCUACUCACGCGUCAUCAACAUCGAUGGGCAGAAGCACAUCGUCAUCUUCGCCAUGCGCAAGAUCUACCGGGGCGAGGAGCUCACCUACGACUACAAGUUCCCCAUCGAGGACGCCAGCAACAAGCUGCCCUGCAACUGCGGCGCUAAGAAAUGCCGCAAGUUCCUGAACUAACGCUGCUCUUUCCCCCGGGCCCAAGUACCAGCACCCAGGGCCACCCAAAGCAGUGCUGGAGGCCUUGCGCCAGGACCAAGCGGGCUGGUGGAGGCGCCUCUGUGGCCGAGCCCCCUAUUGUCCAUAUCCAUGUCAUACAUGUGGUCAGAGUCUUAGAAAUGAGGUCUCAAAGAAAGAUCCAUGACGGGCUUUCUUGGAGGACCCCUCUUGACUGUCAGCUGUUAAGCUUGCUGGGGAACUAGGUCCUGGGCCAUGUGCCUGGAAGGAGCCUCGCGAGGCUUGGUUUUCUUGGGAGGUGGGGCCUGAGCAUUCCUCCAAGAGCAGUUGUCUUCCUCACCUCAGCUCUUCCCCAGGCUCUCGGAGCCGAGGGUCAGGCAGGACUGAGAUCCGGGCUGACUGGACACAGCCUGCUAGUCUGCCAGCCAGGCCCUGCCUGUGGCCAUCUGUUGAACAGACAGCGGUCUGGUGGUUUUCCCUGCUCGCCUUUCCUUGAGAGCGUUCACCUCCAGCUGGGAGACAGGAUUCCUGGCACCUCUGGUGUCAAAAGGCUGUCUUGGGGUUGUGCCAAUUAAUUACCAAACAUUGAGCCUGUGGGCCGGAAGUGGGAGUACUUAAUCCCUGUGAGCCUUAUCUCAGCCAAUCACCUUCUUGACCAUAGGAGCGGCUUUCCUCUGCCAUUCUUCUCUUCACUCCGCCUUCCUUCCUGUCCUCCAUCCCACUGCUUUCCCAUCCUGCUUCCUGGGUGGUAGGGGGCUGACUCCCCGCUCAGGGGCACUCGCCGGUGGGCGCAGGGCCUGCCUACGCGAAGGUCCCCGAGCUGCAAGCACUCCAGGGGGGAAGUGGACAGGAGCCGCUAGCCAGAACCAGACAGAAUUUGAAGACGUUGUGCAACUCUCCCCUGAGAGUUCUGAAGAAAUAUAUGUAGCAUGAUUUUUUUAGAAGAGGAUACAGAUUGUUUCAAUAGGAUUUGAAUCAUGCAACCACCAGAGUACCAUAACCAGGAGAACCCCUGCGCCCCUCCCUUCCUAGGACACGGGAACCUUCUUUCCCCUCUUUAAGACAUAGGAAGACUUAGUUUUUAAAUAGUCAAUGUCUAGUUGAAGGCAGAACACUAAUCAUUUCAAGGCCCAGCACUUGGGGACUAGACCGCGGGGUGUGGAGGGGCCGCCGCUGCCAGCGCGCAGCCGCGGCUGAAGCGAACUCCAUGACACUAC